Messenger RNA from Psilocybe cubensis, 1635 nucleotides. RefSeq lists its product as uncharacterized. The coding region runs from base 1 to 1635 and encodes 544 amino acids. The transcript is spliced from 3 exons. Lineage: Eukaryota; Fungi; Basidiomycota; Agaricomycetes; Agaricales; Agrocybaceae. The record is from RefSeq and is a predicted model, not a curated record.
AUGGCGUGGAAUCAACUCGCAGCCGAACUAUGGACAAUGAUUGCAGACGAGUGCGACGAAGACGGAGUCCGUGCACUAUGCUCGCCCGAAAUGCCACCGCACAUCCGGGACAGCGCUCGCCCAGUUCAGUUCAGAAAUCUGAACUUCGCGGCAUACAACGUGCUAGACAAACUUGAUUUUAACAUCGAUCGAUAUCAAUUUGCAAGAUCUCUGGCCAUAACUCAAAUAUUGAGCAAUCGAAGGUUUACAGAACUCCCGAAAAGCCCACUUGUACGCCACGUCCGCUCCUGGAGGUAUACAGGAUAUUUGGUUCAUUCACCUCAUCCUGGUAUAUCCAAACGGGAAAAGUUGAUCGAUUUAACAAUGCAAUUUCACGUUGACAAGGUGUGGCCACUGUUCCUAGCAAAUCUUCACCUCUACGUUGGAUUGACUAGACUUGCAUUGCAAAAUGUUGUCAUUGACGAUGUGGCCGUAACGUCUUUCAAUGCGUUGGACAACCUGCAAUCUCUUGAAAUCACCCACUCUAUUAUCUCCUGCACAACAAUUUUGCGUCCCUUUGACCGUUUAACACAUUAUACGCAACAAGAGGCCCGCGGCACCUUCCAUGUUGAGUUUAUGAUGCCAGUGUGCUCUACUCUGACCUAUUUGAAUGUUGUCAUCGGCACAGGUGACUACCGCAAACUGUAUUCCGCUCUGGAGCAGUGCCAUGUCCUAGAUGCACUUUCAAUUUAUCUGAUCAAAGAACAAGGGAAAGCGUUUGAAUGUCCACCACCAGGGGUGGAUCUUUCUAUCACAGCUUGUCCUAAUUUAUCCGAGUACAUUGGACCUGCUUACUAUUAUGCUGCAGAUAUCAUUCCAGGUCGGCCUUUACACACGAUCAAGCUGAACCGAUUACCGUGUAAUGCAGAACUUGUCCAUCCGGGAUGCGUUGAAUGGAUCAAGGUGCUCUUUACCAGUGGAACGGUGCCCGUGGAACACUUUGACGUUGCUCAAUGGCCGGCGUCUGCACUGUGUGCUGAAGAAACGUUCCCAACGUUGUUUCAUAAAUUUCCGCAUCUAAUAUCAUUGCGAAUUGUCAUCGAGCCGUUUGAAGGGACUGGCAACAUCGACUUUGGUGACCAAUUAGAGGCAGAGAGAUGGAACACAUAUAAUUACCUUAACAUCCUCCACACUCUCAGUGGACCACUUCCAUACAAGAUACCACCGACCUUGCGGACCUUGGAACUAGUCACUGAAGACGAAUAUGAAAGGCAUCCAACUCACACUUUUGACAAGGUCGUAGCGGCACUCAGACACUCUGCAAAUUUUACAAAUCUGCGAACAUUGAUUGUUGGGACUUUGUAUUGCUUCCAGAGGUGGACAAGAUUGGAAUCUGGAAUCUGGGACGUCAUACAUGAAGGAGAAUGCUUUAACCUUGACGGAGCGGAGAGGGAGCACUACAGCGAGUUUGACGACAGCUCGGAUAAUCAUGGAAAUGUGACGGAGGAGGAAGAUACUCCCGAGGAGAACCAAGCGAAGAAUUCCAAGGAAUUCAGCACCUCAGAUGAGAAGACAGUUCAAACUGAAGGGCAGAAGCAAGACAAAAGCAAGGUAGUUUUUGACAACCAAGAUUAUCGGGAACUGGGUGCACUUUGA